GAGUCAGUAGUAGAGGCUGUAUGGUUAGUGUCAGCUUGGGUGUUUGGACUGGGAAGUGGCAGUGCUGAAAUCAUAGGUCUGGUGUAUCCUGGCUGCAUGUGCUGCUAUUAUUCCAUUGAGGAUUUCAACAGGCUCCUAAAACCAAGCUGAAGUCAGCGGAGGACGCAGGACUGAGAUCCAUCCUAGUGCACAGAAGUUUUCCUCAUUCUGUACUUUGCAAUUGGUUCUUCUGUGGAUUAUAUGGAUAAAGAAUUGGACAUACAAAGGCCAAGGGCGUUGUCUUAAAAACAUUGGCUGUUUCGAAUAAAUGGCUCUAAGUAAAACAUAGUGGAGUUUGAAUGAGUGAAGGAAUUCUGUUAUUCCUGGCACGUGAACAAGCAGCAGGAACAACCUUCGAAGGCUUCACAGUAACAUGUGUAUUGCCGUUGGAUAGGAUGCUUAGGAUGUUCCCAAGGAAAUGCAAUACUGAGGCUAAGGACACGUAUUGAAAAGAAUACCUUCUCUAGACCACUUACAUCCUUCUACUGAAAAAUGCUGACUUUUCAUUCACUCGGAUUUGGACUGUUCAUAUGGUUACAAGGAUACCCAAUUUAUGUAUUGCCAACCAGGUCUCAGCAGAGAUGCCAGAUAAAACACCAGAGGGUACAGAAACCACUUCGCAGAAUGAAGACGAUUACCACUUGCCACUUGACUCUCUAACAUCGGUCAGAGAACUUCAAAGUCCCAGACCCGCAGUAGAUCUGCACAGAACAAGCAGACAUUUCCGUUAUUGUGGGAUCAAAAACAUGGAGCUCUCGGACAGUGAUAGACCUGUUAGCUUUGGUUCAACUUCCUCAUCUGCCUCUUCCCGGGAUAGUCACUGUUCAUUUGGAAGUCGGAUGACCUUAGCAUCCAAUAGCCACAUUGGUUUGUUUCACCAGGAUAAAGAAGCUGGAGCCAUAAAACUAGAACUUGUUCCUUCCCGUCAGCUGUCCAGUGAUGACCUUCAGACUUCUUACACCAGAGAACAGAGCCAUGGAAGUCCAAGGGACAAAUACUUAGAUGAAAGAAGGACUAUACCAUGGAAAGAAGCCAAAGGAUCGGUCAAAAACUGUUUAAAAGCUGAAGUUGUGGAGCCAACCAGUCCAAAGCUCAUGUAUGUUGAUAGAGUCGUCCUAGAAAUUCUCCAGACUGAAAGGACAUAUGUGCAAGACUUGAAAAGCAUUGUUGAGGAUUAUCUCAACUGCAUCUCUGACCAAACAAGACUCUCCUUAGGAGCAGAAGAUCGAUCAGCUCUGUUUGGAAAUAUACAAGAUAUCUACACUUUUAACAGUGAACUUCUCCAAGACCUAGAAAACUGUGACAAUGACCCGGUUGCAAUUGCAGAAUGUUUUGUUUCAAAGAGUGAAGAAUUCCACAUCUACACACAGUACUGCACAAAUUAUCCCAGGUCUGUGGCUGUGCUAACUGAAUGCAUGAGAAACAAGAUUAUUGCAAAAUUCUUCCGAGAAAGACAAGAAGUCCUACAACAUAGUCUUCCUCUAGGAUCCUACCUUCUGAAACCUGUUCAAAGGAUCCUUAAGUACCAUCUGCUGCUGCAUGAGAUAUCCAACCACCUGGAUAAGGAUACAGAGGGUUAUGAUGUUGUCCUUGAGGCCAUUGAUACAAUGCAGCGGGUUGCAUGGCACAUUAAUGACAUGAAAAGGAAACAUGAACAUGACAUCAGACUUCAGGAGAUCCAGAGCCUGCUGACUAACUGGAACGGACCAGACCUGACAAGCUAUGGAGAGCUAGUAUUGGAGGGCACAUUUCGUUUUCAGCGAGCCAAGAACGAGCGCACUUUGUUCCUGUUUGACAGGCUGCUCCUCAUCACAAAGAAAAGAGACGACUCUUACACAUACAAAGCCCAUAUCCUGUGCUGCAAUCUAAUGCUGGUAGAAGUGAUUCCCAAGGAGCCUCUCAGCUUUAGUGUCUUUCAUUACAAGAACCCAAAGCUCCAGCAUACAGUGCAGGCCAGAUCUCAGCAGGAUAAACGCCUGUGGAUUCUACACUUGAAGAGAUUAAUUCUAGAAAAUCACCCAGCAAAAAUACCAGCAAAGGCAAAGCAAGCAAUUUUGGAAAUGGACGCAAUACAUCAUCCAGGAUUUUCUUAUGCUGCAGAAGGGGAGAAAAAAAAUACACCAAAUGCGAAAGAAGAGCUUGCCUCAGGCAGAGUCCGGAGGAAGUCUGAACCAUCAUCCAAUGUACAUAAAGUCAUGAAAUCAAAUGACAUGAGCCCUGAAGUCCAAAAGCGUAUUAGCAUUCAGGGAAACUUACUCUGUCAAGCAGCUAAAUUAGGAUCAAGAGAUAUGCUUCGGAGCCCUGGCAUGAGGAAGGCGGUGCUCUCUCAUAGUUCAGAUGUAAGGACCUCACAGGACUUCUUCCAGCAUUCCUAUAACAGCGAAAAAUUGCAUCUCGGACCAGGAGAUCAGACUGAUGCUGAUGAUGAAGAGGAUUCUGAACAGCAUGGUUCUCAGCAUAAGAUUAAAGGAGGAAGGAAGAGAUUGAACAGCCAGGCCUCAGAGAAUGUGGAGAAACGCAGAAGUAUUAACCUCAGCUUAUGUGACAGUCAGAUUUCAAAAGACCAGUCAGAUGAAGAGUCAUCACAUCCACGCACAGAUCAGUACUUUUCAAGUUCUGCUGUUCGCCCCUUGGAUAGACAGGUGUCGCAAAAAAUUAUGAAUAUCCUUGGGAGUACUGCUGCUCUGCGGAAUAUAUGGACAGAUCACCAAAUCAGACAAGCUCUCUUUCCCUCUAGAAGAUCAUCUCAUGACAAUGAGGAUGACGAUGAUGAUUAUCAAAUGUUUAUGACGAAUGAAUGUUCUAAGCCAGAGUCAUCAAGGUCACAAGAAGAUAGAGGGGCAUCAAGUCGACCAUGUAGCUGGCACCUUGGGUUAGUGCAAGAAAGUGCAAAUAAUUCAUACUGCAAAAUUGUAAGGCGAGCUAGCAGUGUUGGUGAAAACAAAUCCCGCUCUUGCAAUCUGAGGAGCAGACAGAAUAACAGCAGUCAUCAGCUUUCUCAUUGUGAAAUUUUAAGUAAAUCUGAACAAAAGUUUUCUUCCCUUGGUUCCUCAGAGGAGUUGACUAUAGACGAUAUUGAACAUGUCUAUGAUAAUAUUAGUUAUGAUGAUCUCAAACAGAUGGGCCUCACAAGAAGAGAAGAAUCAAAUUACCUUCAGAAUAAUCGUAGUUGUAAUUCAAUCCAUCAAAGUAAGGUAAAUACUGAUGUUCGGACAGUAAAAGGGAAUGAAAAGGCUAAGAGCUCUUCAUUGCCAAACAGAGAUAAAGCAAUGUAUAGAAUGGGAACCCCAAAUUCUAGUUCUCAAGAGCUCAGAAUAAUAGAUGAAAAUAUUUAUGACUCCAUAUGCCUUCCAGAACAAUCAAUGGAGCAUAUAGCUAUGAAUUCACGUUGUAAAAGGAACAAUUUUUUGGGCCUAGAUGGAGAUUUUCAGUGUUUUGACCACCUAGAUAAUUUUGUUUCUGAAGAAAGCCUUCAAUUCAGUGAGGAUGAAUCCUCAGACCAUCGUGUGCCUUUAGGAGAUGACUAUAUUGAUGUGCUCAACAGUUCUUCCAACUCAAGUUUAGCUCCUCACAAAACAGCUGCUGACAAGUUGUCUGAAGAAGUAGACGAGAUCUGGAAUGACUUGGAAAACUACAUAAAAAAGAAUGAAGAAAAAAAGAGUGACAGAUCGUUGGCUUCCUUUCCUGUGAGUAAAGAUGAUAUCCGCGAAAAGAGACAUAUAGUGAGCAGGUCUCAUUACAGCAAAGAAUCACAGUUUUCAAUAUCAUCACUAUGUUUACCAGAUAAUGCACCUCUGCCAAGGACAGUGGUGAGCAACAGUCCAAGUGUCCGUAGCAGUCCAAGUGUCCGUAGCAGUCCAAGUGUCCGUAGCAGUCCAAGUGUCCGUAGCAGUCCAAGUGUAUGUAACAGUCCAAGUAUCCAUAGAGAUGACCCAAGUCCACCGACGUCCCCCAGCAGCUCAUUGCUAAGUUUGAAAAGGACAUCCGUUACUAGUGAAAUGACUUUUAUGGAAUCCCCUUUCUUUUCAUCCCAAAGUACUUUAUCUUACUCAGAUUCUAUUAAUGCUGCUCAGGGUUUGGACAGCAUUGAAAAAUCCAAAAAUAAGGUCUUCCUGAUGGCUCGACAAUACAGUCAGAAGAUUAAGAAAGCCAACCAGCUUUUAAAAAUAAAAAGCCCAGAACAAGAACAACAAUCUUGUAAAUCACAUAAAGUAAAAUCCAAAGACCUUGCCGCUAUAAUGGAAGAGAAGAAACAAGGAGGGAGCGCAAUAGGAGCAAGAAUUGCCGAAUAUUCUCAACUUUAUGACCAGAUUAUAUUCCGUGAAUCACCAGCAAGAUCAUCUAAGGAAGCUAAAACAAGUCCAAAAGACUCACCCGUACUUAGGUCGGGGCACAAGCACCAGCAAGCUCGCCAAGAUGCUCCAAGGAGUAAAACUUUGCCGCAAAGUAAUACAAGUUUGCAUUCUGUACACAUGAAUGGAGAUGUCGGAGAAUUUUUUACCUGGCCUGACUUAAAAGACUUUAAGGCAAAAUCGGAUACAUCCACAAAUGGGCUGAGAGGUCAGAAAAGUAAUAAAAGUUAUGCAUGCUCUGUUCCAUCCUUAGUCAAAUCUAGUCCAUCAAGCUUACAUAUAGAGAGAUGGAGUACAAUUAGUCAAGAGCAUGAUAAAGAUCCAAGUCAGGAAAAAGAUUUUAAUUCACUGGGAAGACGGGUAGUCUGUGAAAAAACUCAACCAUAUAUUCGCUCACAGUCCUCCUCCUCAAUGUUCAUCCACAGGACAAAAGAGCCAAUCAAACUGGCUAGAACCCCAACUUCACCACAUUCUGUGAGGGAUAUGAAGCCCGAGAGGUUGUCAGAUAUCUAUGACUUUGGUGGUAGUUUUACUGAGGAGAAAGGACAUUCAGAGGAGGACCCUGAUCUGACUUUACAAGACUCUCAGAAGAUCUUGGUGCUAAACAAGCUCUCUUCUCUAAAUGCUCAAAUUGCUACUCUUAACUACUUUGCAAACUUUAAAGACACUGAUGGAGUGGGUGAUGGAGAUGAUGACGAUGAUGACUAUGUGGAGAUCAAGUCAGAUAAUGAUGAGGAGGAUGGCCUGGAGGUUGCUUCCAACCAGCCAAUACAACACAAUAUGCAUAGCCAUUCUGAACUUGUUCAGAAUCCAUGUAGUUCCAGUACACCAUAUUCCUUUAGUAUGCCCAGUACCCCAGUAAAGUCUAUGAAUGACAGACAAACUCCUGAUGCUGAUAUAGCAGGUUAUGAUGAAGUUGGUAAACUAAAUGACUAUCUCUGGAGGCCACCUCCUUCCAACCAGCAGAAUAUUGUUCAGUCUCUUAGGGAAAAGUUUCAAUGUCUUAGCUCAAGUAGUUUUGCUUGAACAUAUUUUCUUAUUUUACAAAAAUGUUAAGAACUGUAGCUACUGUAUUACAGCAUAAUAAUGUCAUGCACUGUAUUACUACAGCACUGUUAAUGGUAGGUGUUUGUUGCAUUGUAUUGUUUACAUACAACACAAAGUUAUACAUAUCUUUAUUUUGUGCAUUCUCCACGGUAGAAUUCAUGUUUCUAACUAAGAAACUAGUACAGCAGCUGGUAAUAUGUAUACAUUUACAAGUAGGCAACUUGCAUAAGGAUUGCUAUAAAGCACAAUGCACACAAAGCAGAAAUUAAAUGGAAAAUAGUACUAGUUAGAAGACAAUGAUCUAUAGCUCUAUUACCCAACUUCAUAUGGCAAUUUUCUAUAUGUGCUCUAUACAUUUAGACUGAAUUAAAUCAACUGAAUACCGCAGAGGUUCCAGAAUUUUGAUGUACUGGAAUGGCGCAGGUCUGCCAGUAAAAAUGUUACACAUUCUAUCAUACUAGAUUAUUGGUCCAUAAUAACAUUUUCUGUCAUUUGUAUUAGAAGAUAAUGUCAGAAAGUUGUACUUUGGAAAAGGAGACUCUCUUGUUGUCCUGAUAUUAAGGGUAUUUGUACUUGUUUUCCACUAAGAGCACUGCAUGCAAAAUCACACCUUUAAUGAACCAACACGUAAAAGAGCAGCUUUGGUGGAUAUCAAUAAGAGGUAUCCGAAAUCUCUUUACCUAAAAGGGAAUCUGCCACAUAUAGGUCAUGCUCAGAGCUGCAGACAUGGACUGAUAGAAAGAUAAAACAAAUUAUACCUGUCUCUUAGCUGAUGGCUGUUUGUAAAGUUAUAAAACCAUGUUUCCUUCCACUCUCGAGUCAUAGAGACCAUGCUGAGCUGCAGCAUGCAUGUCUCCUCCCUUUUCCUCCUCUCCCUGCUUGACUUACAGUAGUAAGAGUUGUAUAUCAAUCAUGCAGAGAGGCUGGGGGGAGGAGCAGACAUGCAUGCUGCAGCUCAAUAGAGCCCCUACAACUUUUGUGCUUAGAAGAAAAAUAUGAUUUUAACAACUUUGCAAAUAACCAUUCACUAAAAGACAUAAGAUAAAACAAAUUAUACUUAUAUCUACCUCUAUCUGCCCAUGUUUGCAGCUCAGAGUUGACAGAUUCCCUUUUAAAAUGUGAUCUCUUUGUUUUAGGCAUCAGUAGAAGCCCCAGCUCCUAAAACCUCCUUACUAGGACCUUCUGGCUAACUUUUCCUAUAGUUUACCCAUUAGCAUAAUGCACCUUAAACUUUGUGUUGUAAAGUUACCAUUUGAUACUAUAAUAAUGAAUUUAAAUGCUUAUACAACUAUAUGUAGCUCCAAACAUUAUACAAUAUAUUACAGUAAUAUCAGCCAUAUUGUAUUGUGGCUUUCUGCAUUGCAGGGAUUAUUUCGUCCUAAAUGUAUCUUAGUUCUGCAUGAUUGUGCACUGUGAUAUAAGACGCAUACAUUCCAUACCUUUUGUCCGUGGUCAAUACAGUUUUAUUGCUAUUAUUUUGUAGAGUAACCUGUAAAUAUCUGAACACUGGCUGCACAGUGUGUAAUGUAAUGUUUUGCCUUGUUAACAGAGAAAUGAUGCAUAUAUUAUCCACACUUAUCCAGUUCAUGAAAUAAGUCGCCAUUUAUGUGUAUAUAUGGUCAUAUCAAGCCUUAAAUUAUUGUUUGUAUUUUUUAUAUUGUUAAAAACCAAGUGCUUUGUCAUCGGUGUUAGGAUGCUUAUACCAAUCUGGGAACAAACAACUGAGGGUAAACUAUAUGGCCUUUAUAUCUAUAUGCCUGGGCUUAUAAACCACAGAGGUGGCCUUUUUUUAAUCUAAAUAAAUUGCACAGAUUUAUCAAAACCUGUACAGAGGAUAAGUUGACCAGUUGCCCAUAGCAACCUAUCAGAUUGCUUCUUAAAUUUUUGAAAAGGUCUCUAAAAAAUUAAAGAAGCAAUCAGAUUGGUUGCAAUGGCCAACUGGUCAACUUAUCCCCUAUACAGGUUUUGAUAAAUCUAGCCAAUUGUUCUUGCUGCCUGCAUUCACCAUUAUAUACAGCAUGGAGGCUCACUGCAUAUUGUUGAGUCCAAUGUAUGCCAUAAGCUCCAGGAAGUCAGAAUGGUAUGCUCUAAAGUUUCUCAUCACUUUUAAUUGGUCGAAGUCUUAAUGUCUAAGUGCUCAAUUAAAACUUCUGACAUUUUUAAAGCCGUUUUCCAAUCUCAUUGUUAUCCCCUGUCCAUAGGUUAUGGGAUAACAAGCUAAUAAGUGGGGAGUCUGUCCUCUGGGACCCUCACAGAUCCCGGAAGAAGGGACAUAACUGAUCCCAGAAUAAAUGGUGCAGACCAUGCCUCCAUGUUCCCACAGAGAAUGCUCUUUAGGGCCACCGUACAUUUCAGUUUAGUGCUUAGUGGCACAUGAACAAAAAUUGGAGUCAGGGGCCAUGCAGGUUUGGUUCAGACCAUUCAUUUUGGGAACAAUUAUGUUAAAGUGACAGUGGUUAUUUAAAUCUAUGUAGGGAAUGUGAAGCUCUGUAUCAAAAAAAAAAUAAUUAAAGAUGUAUUAAGAAUUCGGCACAGAAUUUUGAACCUACAAAUAGUGGAUAUAUUUACUUUAAGAAUUAGCUUUAGAGGUUUCCUCUGCAAUAAUAACUGGUAUUUCUUGAAUGAAGUGAGUGCUUGAAUAUAAUGUAACUUUUUAUUAUCGCCCUCAUGACUAUUGCCAUUGGAAAUCAAUUCAGAAACAAACUGGAUAGAAUGUAUCAUAUAAAGCCAAACUGUUCUCUAUAAGCUAAUAAAGCCUUCACAUUGCAUAAUAAGAAAUAAAUCACAAACUAUUGGUAAUGUCGAAGCAAAGCAUUUGGUGGUCAACAAGAAAAAGAGACUAACACUACGAAAUAUGUCCCUUUAUGCUGUUACUGUAUUCACUGGCAGGUUGUCUAUAUGUUAAAGUACCAUAUUUCUCUAUUGAUUAUACUGCGUGAGUCAUGUUUGCUUUAGAUACAAUGUGAGUCAGCAAAUAAAAGCCCAUUGGACAUUUACAUUAACUAGAAAGAGCUUCAUGGACUGUCGGAAAGUUAUUGUAAAGGUCAAUGGCUUUUCAGGCAAUAGGGUUGAGCAUUAGUAGCAAUAUACAUACAUUUUGUGCACUUGUAUUAUAGUUAGCUGUAGAUUUUUCACUGUUAAACAAUAUGGACUAAUGUAGUCUUCCUGUACAUGGUAGAAGAUGGUUCUGAUUUGCAGUGGUGGGUCUCUAGAAUAAAUGUAGUGCCUGCACUAUUCUGUAUAGAAACCUAGGUCAAGAUCUGUAUAUACAUUUGCUUGUUUUGGCUUCAUGUUUGAAGUUGACCUGAAUUAACAUCUUGUCCUAUGGAUGAGCCUGUUUUUCAUUCUCUAUGUUGCACUUUUUAUGUUUUUGUAUAUGUUAUAAGAGAAACGUCUGUACAUUUAGAAAAUUUCAAAUCCAUUUGUUAAACCUUAAUUAAAAUGACUUGGAAGCAUGCUGUACCUGAAGUUAUAUGUGUAUUUUAUGAUGCUUAGUAAAAUAAUAAAACCAGUGUUUAA
This is a messenger RNA of Hyla sarda, 8957 nucleotides long. RefSeq names its product pleckstrin homology and RhoGEF domain containing G1 (gene PLEKHG1). Gene Ontology annotation, molecular function: guanyl-nucleotide exchange factor activity. The coding region runs from base 570 to 5417 and encodes 1615 amino acids. Lineage: Eukaryota; Metazoa; Chordata; Amphibia; Anura; Hylidae. The transcript has 22 exons. The record is from RefSeq and is a predicted model, not a curated record.